ACCCUCGCCGCCCCGCCGCCGAACGCAUUGGCAGCAAUGGCAACCGCCACCGUGCUGAUCGACCUGAAGAUCGAGGAUCGCGCCGAGAGCGACACCGCGGCUAACGUGGCGAUCGGCCAGCAUUACAUGAUCGCUGGUCGGGUGUUCUGCUACAUGGCGGAUAUGGACUGUUGGCUCCCAGUGGUGACCCCGAUUGCGUUCAACCCUGUUACCAUGUCAUGGACUGUCGAGGUGGCCACCCUCAAACGGUCCAUCGUGACGGAGUUUUCGAGUUACCACGGCUCGAACAUCGAGGUGUACAAGGCGUACGGGCAGGAGCGCUUGGGUGAGCCGCUGUCCGACGCAACGCAUGUCUCUCUCGACUUGUGGCUGUUCGUGAACAAGGUUCCGCCGACCGUUGAGCCCGAGCCGAACAUGAACUUCAUGGCCUACCCCCCAGCGGCGAUCAGUAAGAUCCAUGCGCACGUCUUCUUGCACGAGAGGAAGGAGUGGAGGUGCGUCGAGCUGCCCAAUCGCGAGGGCCCGACGCGGGGCCGCAACUACUCGACGGUCAAGAUGCUCAAGCUCGCGGCGCUCAAGUCCUUCGACUACACGUUCGAUUCGACGGACGCCCGCUUUGGCGACAUCUGCAUCUACUCGAACGACUCGGGAAACGCAGUGGGCUCUGCCUUGCAGAACAACAUGCGCAUCAAGGACCACGCGUGGUACAGCAUGACGUUGACCGCCGAGACGAACCACGACGCCCUCGACCGUGCCCCGACCUCGCCAGACGGAGACGACUGGACUUCGUGGGAGCAGCUUGAGUCUGUCAAUGGAGAUUUGCAGUGA
Molecule: messenger RNA, 828 nt
Organism: Prorocentrum cordatum
Lineage: Eukaryota; Dinophyceae; Prorocentrales; Prorocentraceae
Source: the annotation of a GenBank genome assembly